CGCCCAAAGCGGAAGUGGAUGCUGGCGUAUUUUCAUCACCUGUGAGAGCUUUCAGAGCCGAUUAUGUAAAACGAGGGAAUAACGGUUUUCUGGAAAUGAUUUUUAACGUUUGAAAUGAUUUUAUGAGGAGAUAACGAGCCGAGCUGAGCAGCCAGGAUGAAUUUAGUGGUGUUUUUGGUGAUAAUUUCGUCGGUGGGAGCAGCUAAACCAGAAGGCGACGAUGAGUGGGUUCAUCUUCCCAACAGAUGUGAAGUCUGUAAGUUUGUCAGCAUCGAGAUGAAGUCGGCCUUCGAGGAGACGGGGAAGACCAAGGCCGUCAUCGAGAGCAACUACAACUUCAUCGAUGGGAAGGGGGCACCGCCGGUCAAAUACGUCAAGUCCAUCGCUCUGAAACUCGGCGGUUUGAGUUUCAGAGCAGAAAUGAAACCGGCUCUGCGUGGAGGGACAGGCAUGUCAGAGACCUUCUCCACUCUUCAUGGUUUGGUGAACAAAGGAGUAAAGGUGGUGAUGGACAUUCCCUACGAGCUGUGGAACGAGACGUCCGCAGAAGUAGCCGACCUUAAAAAACAGUGUGAUGUGAUGGUGGAGCGGUACGAGGAGGUGAUUGAAGACUGGUACAAAGGAAACCAGGAGGAAGACCUGACCACCUAUCUGUGUGAGAAACAUGUUCUUAAAGGAGGAGACACAGCCUGUCUGCAAGAAGACUGGACCGCAAAGAAGAAGGGAGACCCGGCAGCGAUCGCAGAGAACACAAAGAAGAAGAAGAAGAAGAAAAAGAAGAAGGGGGAGGAAGGAGAGGAGGGGGGCGGCAGCUCGGACAACGAGAAGGUGACCAAGAAGAAGAAGAAGAAGGAGAAGAAGAAGAAAAAGGGGAGGUCUCCGGUGGAGAAGAUGGACGGAGGCGUGACGUCGGACGAGGAGAUCCAGCAACAGGAGCCUCUUUCUGGGCAGAAAAUGGAGCUGUGAGUCCUGGUCCUGGUCCCGGUCUGGACCUGCUCACUAAAUAACUCGUUAGUUUUUUACGUCUGCGUCGAUGAUCAGAAAUCAGCCGAAACGUUUCAGAUGUUUUCAGGACCUCACGUUUAACGACUCUGUACAAAAUGGCUUCAUACUAACUCUGCUUCGUUUCAGUUUAAUUUCUUGGAUUUUUUCUUUAAGGUUUUGCUUUUAUUCUGUGAUAACAUCCAUCAUUUAAUUCCACUUCAUUAUUAGACAGACAUCCCUCAAUUUCAGGACAUUUUUAGAAUAUGAAUGUAAUAUUUUUUUAAACUAGACUAAAGACAUCAGAUCAAGCUUUGAGUGAUUCCAUC
Molecule: messenger RNA, 1310 nt
Organism: Nematolebias whitei (Rio pearlfish)
Lineage: Eukaryota; Metazoa; Chordata; Actinopteri; Cyprinodontiformes; Rivulidae
Gene: cnpy3
Product: canopy FGF signaling regulator 3
Exons: 6
Coding region: 157-966 (269 amino acids)
Cellular component (GO): endomembrane system
Molecular function (GO): signaling receptor binding
Source: RefSeq, a predicted model, not a curated record